This is a messenger RNA of Colletotrichum chrysophilum, 582 nucleotides long. RefSeq lists its product as uncharacterized. Lineage: Eukaryota; Fungi; Ascomycota; Sordariomycetes; Glomerellales; Glomerellaceae. Bases 1 to 582 code for a protein of 193 amino acids. The record is from RefSeq and is a predicted model, not a curated record. The transcript has 3 exons.
AUGGCAGAAACGGUUCUUGUCUUCGGCGCAUCCGGAAACAUCGGAGUAUCUGCCGUUAUCGGUGCCCUCCAUGCUAAGCGCAAAGUCAUUGCUGUUGUUCGUAAUCAGACAAGCGCCGAGAAGAUAUUCGACUACGUUGGAACCCGCGAUGGAAUCACGAUUGCCGAAGCGGACAUCACAUCUGAGGACUCUGUUAGAGUUAUCGUUGAUCAAGUUCGCGCCGGCAAGCUGCCGCCGUUUCAGCAUGUUUUUGCGUCUCCGGGUGGUCUUUAUUGGGAGACUAGCCUGGUUGCUCUCGAGACUUCUGCUCUUCUUCAGAUUAUGAAGAUCAAUUUUGAAACUUAUCUAUACACCAACAUACGAUUCAACGAGAUCUACCUAUCCUAUCGAGUUCAGCACCACGUUAACUUGGAAGACAAAAAACAGUUCCUCGGCCUGGCGCAUCUUCAGACUUCGAGGGAGUUCGCCCCACUCUACCAGCAACUGUUGGACAGAACGGACAUUAGGAGCAAGAGGGUCAAUGCUAUCAACCCUGAAGACGUGGUUGAUUUGAAGUACGAAACUCGUUAUCGAGACUUCUGA